Molecule: messenger RNA, 5114 nt
Organism: Podarcis raffonei (Aeolian wall lizard)
Lineage: Eukaryota; Metazoa; Chordata; Lepidosauria; Squamata; Lacertidae
Product: androgen receptor-like
Exons: 8
Coding region: 573-2888 (771 amino acids)
Biological process (GO): regulation of DNA-templated transcription; androgen receptor signaling pathway; male gonad development
Cellular component (GO): nucleus
Molecular function (GO): sequence-specific DNA binding; nuclear receptor activity; steroid binding
Source: RefSeq, a predicted model, not a curated record
UCCGGUUCGCCAACGUCCGCCUCUGUCUCCGCCCUCCCUGCGCGCUCGAGUUCAUUUUCUUCGGGUGGUUCGUCUGCCUUGCCUCCAAAGCGUCAGUCCGUCCGUUCUCUCUCUCCCGGUUGUAACUUCAGCUCACCCCUGCAAGAGGCGUCAGUUUGCAACAACAGCAGCGGCAGCAACAACUGCCAACGACUGCGUCUUUGCUCCGGCUGGGAAGGUUGAAAAAACAAAAAAGAACCCCCCACCCCCAGCGGAGUAGAGCCUUGACUUCUACUUUUCCAGAGGCAGGGGACGUCGGAUCCGAUAGGCCAGGGUCGACCGGCUCUUCUCUCGCACACCAUUGACACUGCACCUGCUCCAACUUAGGAGCGCCUCGCGUGCGCCCCACGACCCAAGGGUGGCCCUGCGGCUACUGGUCUCCGUCGGAAGCUAGUAGAAGAGCCUGGUUCUCUCAGCUGACACCCCGCCCAGUCGAGGAGUCUCCAGGACCUGCCCCGGGCCAAAGAGAAGUAGCACAGCAGGCUGACCCCCACCGCCCUGCCCUCCAGCGACAUCAGCAUCCAGGAGAGAUCAUGGACGUGCCCGUCAGUCUGGGCAGGGUCAAUCCUCGGCCGCCAGCGAAGGCUUUUCGGAGCGCCUUCCAGAACCUGUUUAAGAAUGUCCGCGAAGUGUUUCAGAGCCCCGGAUCCUUGCGAGAGGAGGCUGGCCCCAGCCACCAGGCGUCGGCGUCCGCGACGGAAGGGUCGUCUUCCUCGGGGUCCCGCUUGCAAGAGCCCAGCGCCUACCAGCAAGACUCGGGUUCGCCCUCUUACCUGCUGCUGGAAGAGCAGUCCCAGGUGAGCAAAACGCUGCAGUCCCCAGAUGGGGGGGAGGCGUCCUUGUCCUCGCCCUCGUCGUCCGCUCCGUAUUCUCUGGCCCUGCUGGGAGGCUUCUCUUUCCAGAGUCGUCCCGGGGACUUCAAAGACAUUCUGGGCAACAGCAGUCUUCAGCAAAAAGCAGAAGGAGGCGAGCCUCGCGGAGGAGGUGAGGAAGCCCCUUCCGACAAAACUGACUACCUGGGCGUGAGUGCCAAGGAGCUGCGCAAAGCCGUCUCCACCUCCAUGGGCUUGGCGGUGGAAGCGCCUGGCGUCGGCGAAAUGGCGGCGACCCACAGCAACAGCAUGUUCGCUGGCGCGCACCCUCGGCCCCUGACACUGGACGGCUGCAAGAUCGUGGAAGCCAAGAAGGGAGGCGCUGGUGGUGGCGAGGGCGUGCUGGCCAUGGACAUGCCGGGCCACCCAAGCCUCUACAAGUGCUCUCUGGAGCUGGAGGAGCCGUUGGGGACCUUCCCGAACCGCAACUACUACAACUUUCAGCUGGCCCUAGCCUCCCAUGGGGGGUGCAUCAAGCAAGAGAGCCCAUUGGAGUACGCACCCGGCAGUGCUGCUUGGGAGCCGCAGUGCCGGCGUGCUGGAGACGUGCCUGCUGCCUUGGCGCCCCACUAUGCUGGCCCUCCCGGCCAGAGACGGCACCACUUCUUCACCGAGGAAGGGCAACUCUAUGAAGGUGGCCCCCCCGCCUAUUUUGGCUAUACCAGGAGCCAGGGCCCAUUGGAACAAGAGGGUGGCACGCUCCAACCAUCCAAUGUGUUGUACCCCGGGGGCAUGGUGGGCAGGAUGCCCUUUGCCCCUGCCGCUGACUGCAUCAAGACGGAGCUCCCUCCGUGGAUGGAGAGCUACACAGGGGCCUACGGAGACAUGAGGUUGCAGUCUGCAAGAGACCAUGUUCUGCCCAUUGACUAUUACUUCCCACCACAGAAGACAUGCUUGAUCUGUGGGGACAAAGCUUCUGGGUGCCAUUAUGGAGCACUCACCUGCGGGAGCUGCAAAGUCUUUUUCAAGAGGGCAGCUGAAGGUAAACAGAAGUACCUCUGUGCCAGCCGAAAUUACUGCACCAUCGACAGGUUCCGGAGAAAAAACUGCCCUUCCUGCCGCCUUCGGAAAUGUUAUGAGGCUGGGAUGACUCUUGGAGCCCACAAGUUGAAGAAGCUGGGAAACCUGAAGAUGCAAGAGGAAGAGGAGGCAGCUGGCCCCUCCAGCCCCAUGGAGGAGCAAGCACCAAAGAUGUCCAUGAUGCGCAUUGAGAGCCUGGAGUGCCAGCCCAUCUUCCUUUAUGUCCUGGAGGCUAUCGAGCCAGGGGUGGUGUGCGCUGGCCAUGACAACACCCAGCCUGACUCCUUUGCUGCCCUCUUGACCAGCUUGAAUGAGCUAGGUGAGAGGCAGCUGGUGCAUGUCGUGAAAUGGGCAAAAGCCUUGCCAGGGUUCCGGAACUUUAAUGUUGAUGACCAAAUGUCAAUCAUUCAGUACUCCUGGAUGGGCCUGAUGAUUUUUGCAAUGGGAUGGAGAUCAUUCACCAAUGUGAACUCUCAGAUGCUCUACUUCGCUCCAGACUUGGUCUUCAAUGAGUACCGGAUGCACAAAUCCAGAAUGUACAGCCAGUGUGUCAAGAUGCGGCAUCUCUCCCAAGAGUUUGGACAGCUUCAAAUCACUCUCCAAGAAUUCCUCUGCAUGAAAGUUCUGCUCCUCUUCAGUAUUAUUCCAGUGGAUGGGUUGAAGAAUCAGAAGUUUUUUGAUGAACUUCGGAUGAGCUACAUCAAGGAACUUGAUCGCAUCAUUGCUUGCAAGAGGAAGAACCCUACCUCCUGCUCCCGGCGUUUCUACCAGCUCACCAAGCUCCUAGACUCUGUGCAGCCUAUCGCCCGAGAGCUGCACCAGUUUACAUUCAACCUCCUAGUCAGGUCCCACAUGGUCAGCGUGGAUUACCCAGAAAUGAUGGCGGAGAUCAUCUCGGUGCAAGUCCCCAAGAUCCUCUCUGGUCAGGUGAAGCCCAUUUACUUCCACACGCAGUGAUGGAGAGAGGGAGACACAGCAAGGGAGGAGCCCUUUGCGGCUGAGGCCCCGGAAGCCACUGACUUUGUCCAGCCUUCACCUGCCUGUUAUUUCUGCACUGCAGUGCCUUGAAAUGCUGUGUAAGCUACAAAGAUACACAGUAAUAAUGAAAACAGAACUAACCUGCUGGGAUUCCUUUCAGUUUUGAUGAUUCCCCACCCAUGAAUUCCCCUUUCGAGUGGGAGUUUUAUUUGGCCUGUUUCAAAAUGGCCCAGCAUAUUUGUGUGUCUGUGUGUGCAACACCCCCCCCAACUUCUCUUUCCUGUUCUUAUAUUUUUUUAAUCUGGUGUUGUGGCGUGGUGCCAGGUGGCACUUGUUUACAUUCUUGGGCUUCUGCAUUUCCCACAGUGGCUUCUGUGGCCCUGUGCCAUGACAGGAAGUCUGACAAGACACACACACGCACAUUGUGUUUUGGGUGUUCCCUUCAUUGCUGCUUUAUUCUCUCUUUUUAAACAAAACCAGAAUCCAAGAUGACAAGCAGGUUAUUCAAAUCAAAUCCUGGGAGUGGGGGAAGAACUUCAUUUUUGAGAAGCGGGUGAUUUUAUUUUUAUUUUUAAACAGUUUUUUAAUCAACUCUUAUCUUGUGUGUGUGAUGUGCUUUCCCCCCAUUGCGUUGCUAGCCUCAUUCUUAAGAUGCAGGAGGAUUUUCAUAGUAUAUCUGAGGACAGGAAGGGAGAACUGUCGACCAUGGACUCAAAAUCAUAUGGAGGAGAGAAUGUAGUGGAAUCAUACAAUUGCAAAAAGGAAAAAAAAGGUGGGUGGGUGCCAUCACACGGACUCAGAUUUGACAGGGCCACAUUUCUACAUGUGAACCAGUUUCAGUACCUCAGUCUCAGUCCGGCUAUGCAAGAUCUCUAGAGAGAGCAUUCCAGUCCCUGUUGAUAUAAGAAUUAGAGACCAAAGGUGUAUAUUUUUGAUGUUAAUAAUGUUUCAAUGUUUCACUUUAAUUGCAUUUAACCUUUUAGAAUUCGUUAGGCUUGAUUUUUGUGUGCCUGCAGUUUGUAACCCUCAUGCCAACCCUCCUACACUGUGCACACCACUUCCUGCCUUAUCUGAACUUAGCGAGGCAAAUGUUUUGCCCAAAGAGGUAUGUGUUAAACAGCUAUCCAUGAAGCUAUCUAAAACUCAGGAAGAGGAGAUGGGAGAGGAAUGUAUGAUGCCCUUCCCUUCUCACUGAAGGUCUGAUUGCCUAGACAACUAUCCGAUAAGUUAUAAGUUGAGACAAAAUGUUUUGGGACACCCCAAGGUGGUUGAUGCCAGUGUGGAGUCAUGUAGCUUUGUAUCCCGUGACCUGUAACCUUUCUUGAUGUAUGUUUAGAUGUUUUAUGAUUCUUGGUUUGCUGUGUUUCAACUACUAUAUAAGCUUUUGUUCUGAAGUGCCUCGGGGCAGACCUUCUUAACUGGCACUCGGAGUUGAGCUCUGUCCUAUUGCAAUAGAAAUAAACGUUGGGCCCCUCCUCGAUACUAGACUUGAAAUUAGUUUCCUUGGUCCCACAGUUUAUUUCAAAGGUGGUCCCUCACCUGGGUAACAAACAAGGUGGUGUAGAAUUGAAUUCUUACCACACUGUGCAAGAGCCUCUCAGAGUCCAGUAAGCAAGCCUGAGAGCUUAAAACCUCUUUGCCAUGAAAAUCCUGCACAAAAAUAGCUUUUGAGCUCUUUGUGCAAAUUAAACACAUGCAAGGCAGCAAGCCAGCUUUGGUUGAAAUCAUGCACAUUAAGAACACAUAAGUAGCUAUACUGUAGUACCAUAAGUAACUAUUUUAAGCUUUGCAGUACUUUUCUCCUUCUGUGGGUUCAAGUCUUUUGGAACGGUCUUCUGGGCAUCCAGAUGUGUAGAGCAAGAUUACAUGCCAGAGAACAGCUCCAUUUCCUUCAAAGGUGGCUGAGAGUCCCCCAGGUUGUGGGAAGUGGAAAUGGAUAUAUCUCAGAGGUAUAUGGUGGACAAUUUCAGACACCAGGUGUGGUAGCCUCUCACCUACAGAAGUGGGCACAGUGAACUUUCUGUUCCCCUCUGAUUCUUUUGUUGCUAUAACUCAAUUUGUGGAAGACUUGCUUUGCAGAAGUGUACAUUGGCUAGCAUUGAAGACUACAGGGCAACGUCUGCUGACCUGUGCAAUGGGCCCCCUGAGGGAUCUUGGGAUUCUGUCUAUGUUUUGAAGAGGAAUUGAUUCAAAAUACCUGUAAUG